AUGACGAGCUUUUCUCAGUUGUCAGUUGUUGAACAACGCGGUGUUAAAGAUUUUACCGAGGACGACGAAAAUGUCCGGUCAGUACGACACUCUCGGAAGAAGGACCAGGGAAAGUCACCUGAGCGAACGGCACAUCUUGAAGGUCAAUCAACGAAGGAACAAAUCGCCGAACUUAUGGGUAACAUGGGGAUUAUUUUGGACGUAAGAGCGACAUGUCCGGGAUACGCACAGAAGGAAAGCCGUUUAAAGUCGUUUAAGAAAAUGCGCGAGAGGAACGGACACUCUGUAGACAUUCUUGCGACUACCGGGCUGUACAGGACUAAAGAUGGUUCGACCAAGUGUUUCCACUGUGGAGUUUUUAUAAACGUUCCCGAAGGAGCUGAUCCCUGGGGAUACCACAUCAAGAAUUCACCUUUCUGUGCCCAUAUGAGGAUGUGCAAGGGGGACAUGUUUAUAACAAAAGUUCUUAAAAGUGGAACAGGCAUAGCAAAGGAAGACAUACCGAUUUCGUUCAGGAAAAGCAGCUCAGAACAUCGAACCUGCAGUCCAGAUUUGACCGAGGCUCUUGAAGAAAAUCAGAGACUAAAAGAAAAUAUGUUAUGUAAAAUUUGUUUUGAUGAUAUCGCCUGUAUAAUUGUGUUGUCUUGUGGCCAUAUGGCAUCAUGUUCUCAAUGUAUAUCUGCUCUCAGAAACUGUCCGAUUUGUAGGUCAGAGGUUAAAGGGACAGUACGAGCGACACUUGUGCCUUCAGGGGCGUAA
Molecule: messenger RNA, 759 nt
Organism: Mya arenaria
Lineage: Eukaryota; Metazoa; Mollusca; Bivalvia; Myida; Myidae
Product: baculoviral IAP repeat-containing protein 7-B-like
Exons: 1
Coding region: 1-759 (252 amino acids)
Biological process (GO): regulation of cell cycle
Cellular component (GO): cytoplasm; spindle microtubule; nucleus
Source: RefSeq, a predicted model, not a curated record